AUGGAAGAUUUGCCAUCAAAACCAAUUGGAAAAGAAUCAAGAAUCAUAAAUCCAAUAUUUCCCGAAUCAAAAAGAAAACAAAGAAUUGGUGAUCAAGAAAAAGAAAAAGAAAAAAAAGAUUCAUCAUCAAAUAAAUGUUCAUCUUUAUCAAUGCAUGACUCAACAGUUUUUGCAUUAUGUCUAUCAACAGCCCUUUUGGCUGCUGCCGAAUCAAAAAGAAGACAAAGAAUUGGUGAUCAAGAAAAAGAAAAAGAAAAAAAAGAUUCAUCAUCAAAUAAAUGUUCAUCUUUAUCAAUGCAUGACUCAACAGUUUUUGCAUUAUGUCUAUCAACAGCCCUUUUGGCUGCUGGUUGA
Entrophospora sp. SA101 is the source of this 354-nucleotide messenger RNA. The record is from the annotation of a GenBank genome assembly. NCBI's taxonomy places the organism in Eukaryota, Fungi, Glomeromycota, Glomeromycetes, Entrophosporales, Entrophosporaceae.